Molecule: messenger RNA, 2503 nt
Organism: Aricia agestis (brown argus)
Lineage: Eukaryota; Metazoa; Arthropoda; Insecta; Lepidoptera; Lycaenidae
Product: synaptic vesicle glycoprotein 2B-like
Exons: 12
Coding region: 269-1939 (556 amino acids)
Biological process (GO): transmembrane transport
Cellular component (GO): membrane
Molecular function (GO): transmembrane transporter activity
Source: RefSeq, a predicted model, not a curated record
UGUUAUCCUAGAUCCUAAUCAUAUCUGGACGUUAAAAAAACCUAUGCUCGCUAAACGGACUCGCGAAGAAAAAUGCUAUAUGAGAGUGAUAUUUGACGUGGAUUUUGUUUUGGUUUGUGAUCUUCACUUUAUUUUUGACUGUUUGUUUGUGGAUAUGGUCGCUGUUGCCCAUCUGUGAUAGAUUUCGACGAGCCGAGUGCCGCCGGAAUCGAACCCCCUGUAAACUCUAGUCCGCGAGACCGACACCCCCGCUGCCCGCCCGCAUAGGAUGGUAGAAACUGACCCUGGGCCUAAGAGACCUCACAAUUGUGAUGUAAAAACUGAACACCUAAACGGCCCUGGUGCUAAAAACUACGAACUUGCAGGCGUAGUCCCGCCACUGAAGACAAAGGUCGACCCUGAGAAAGGCUCCAACUCCGAGAAAGCUGACUUCGAGCGGGCGAUCGAACUAACCGGCUAUGGGCGCUUCCACUACCUGCUGCUGGCGGUGUGCGGCCUGGUCAGCACGUCGGAGGAGAUGGACGUCAUCUCCAUGUCCUUCAUCCUGCCCUCCGCGCAGUGCGACCUAGACCUCACCACGCAGACCAAGGGAUGGCUGAACAGUAUAAUCUUCAUCGGUAUGAUGUUCGGCGCGUACGCGUGGGGCUCGAUCGCGGACACGCUGGGCCGCAAGCGCGUGCUCAUCGCCAUCUCGGUGGUCAACGCGCUGGCCAUCGUCGCCUCCUCCUUCACGCAGAACUACGAGCUGUUCAUGCUGUUCCGGUUCAUCAAUGGUGCUGCUCUGGGUGGUUCCGGUCCGGUGAUCUGGUCGUACUUCGCGGAGUUUCAGCCGAAGAAGAAGCGCGGUGCCAUGCUGAGUUUCAUGGCCGCCUUCUGGACGCUCGGCAACCUGUUUGUCGCCGGGCUCGCCUGGGUUAUCAUACCUAGUGGUAUCGGCGUAACAACCGGCGCUUUCGUCUACAACUCGUGGCGUAUCUUCCUCCUGGUGAUGUCACUGCCCUCAUUCCUGGUCGCCGCAUUGCUGUUCCUUUUACCGGAGUCUCCCAAGUUCCUGAUAUCCACCGGCCGACAUGACGAGGCUUUGGAGGUGUUCAAGGGCAUAUACAUGAUGAAUACCGGCAGGAGCAAAGAGGAGUACCCCGUUCAGCAGAUCCUGAUGGAUGUACCGGCUCACGUGAAGCCGGAGAAGGAGAUCAAGGAUGUGAAGGAGCCGAAGUCCAAGGUCCGGAGGAUGCUGAGCGACAUCAUAGAGCAUAGCAAACAGCUGUUUGUGCCGCCCAUACUCAAGUUCACGUCCAUCUCUAUUACGAUCAACUUCACUUUCCAUAUUGGCUACUACGGUCUGAUGAUGUGGUUCCCGGAGAUGUUCAACCGCUUCGACGAGUGGGCGCGCGCGCACGACAACGCCGAGGCAGACGUCUGUCAGGUGACCCGCUACGUGACGCAGCUGGGUACGCACAGCGCGGAGUCGGCGUGCGACGCCCACAUCAGCUCCGACGUGUUCAUGGACUCGCUCAUCACGGUGGCCGCCGCCAUACCUUCCAACAUCUUCGCCGUGCUCGGCAUGGAUAGACUGGGCAGGAAAUUCUUCUUGGUGUUCGCGACAUUCUCUGCUGGGCUGUGCUCGGCGGCGAUGUACUUCGUGUACAACAAGACGAACAAUCUCAUCGUCAGCGCCAUAUUCAGCUCCGUCAUAUCCUGCGGCAACGCCUCGCUCGACUGUCUCAUCACGGAGGUCUUCCCUACCAACUUGAGAGCUACCGGUGUCGCAGUAUCUAUGGUGGCGGCUCGUCUGGGCGGCAUCAUAGGCAACGUGGUGAUAGCUACGCUCCUGGACACGUACUGCCCGGCGCCCACAUUCAUAGUUGCGGCCCUGCUCGCCGGCGGUGGCCUAAUGUGCCUAAUGUUACCCAACACCACACGACAGGCCCUCACGUAACCGAUAUCCGCCCCUGAGUAGUCCGAAACCGUGUUGAUAAACCGCUCUCAACUUAAGCUACCCAAAAUUAAAGCCCAAGACCGGAAGAAAUUUAAAAUGCUGACCGCCAAACUUCGGUGAUGAUGAUGGUACUCAAAACCGAUUUUAAUACACUUCCAGUCAGGCGGACAUAAAUUGUUAAUUAGAUAUCAAGAACUUGUAACACUAUAAAUCAAGUUAACUUAAAAAACAGCCUCUCAAGUUAAACAGCACAGUUGCGUGCUAGUAAAUAGUUGAUCUUGAACAUAAUCCCAGCGGUGAGAGCAGUUUAUUGAUGCGGACCCAAAAAUGUAUAACUUAAGUUUUUGUCAAUUAGCUUCUGUGUUCUAAUGUUAUUUUGAACUACAAACCAAUUGUAAAUAAUUAAAGCUAUAUUUUUAUUGUCGCCAUACAUUUCUGUUUUGACUGUAGGGGUCCGCCGAAGGAAAUCGAAUCGCUGUAGAUAUUUUGUUUAUAAAAUUUUGUAAGAUACUUUUAUAGAUAAGUUACAUUUAAAUGCGAUUGAAUUGAGACUAGAACGUUAGU